AUGUCGAAACCCCAGGACCGCCACCAUGAUCAUGCCAACGGGCAGCACCACGAAAUCCCUCAAACACAUCUCAGCGCUAUGGGAGGCCACCUCGUUGCCGCCUCGGGCGAGUUCGUCGGCACUUUUUUCUUCCUGUACUUUGCGUACGCCGGCAACAUCAUGGUGAUCAAGCAGGGGGCUUCCUCGGCCGGCGAUGGCACGCUGAGCAGCGAUGGCGUAGUCUUCAUCGCUCUAUCGUACGGUCUCUCUCUGCUGGUCAAUGUUUGGACUUUUUACCGCAUCAGCGGAGGCCUCUUCAAUCCUGCGGUCACUCUCGGCCUUUCUCUCGGCGGUCAAUUGCCGUGGAUGCGGUCCGCUUUCCUCGUGCCGGCUCAGAUGCUGGCCGCGAUGUGCGCCGGCGGACUGGUUGAAGCCAUGUUUCCGGGCCAAGUUUCGCAGGCAAACUCGCUGCUUGGCAUUGGGACAUCUGUUGCCCAGGGACUCUUCCUUGAGAUGUUCUUUACCGCACAGCUCGUCAUCGUUGUUUUCAUGUUGGCCGUGGAGAAGUCUCGCGAUACCUUCCUCGCACCAAUCGGUGUCGGGCUGGCUUUAUUCAUGAUUCUCAUUCCAGGUGUCUGGGUCACUGGUGGCUCCCUCAACCCCGCCCGCAGUUUUGGGUGCGCCGUUGCAGGCAGGUCGUUCCCAAACUAUCACUGGAUCUACUGGCUUGGGCCAUGCAUGGGAGCCGCUCUUGCAGCUGCGUACUACCGAUUUGUAAAAUGGGCUCACUAUGAAGAGGCCAACCCUGGCCAGGAUCUACCAGCAGACCCGAAAGAUUUAGCUGCGGCUAACUCGGGAAACCACGGGCUAUCUCACAGCUUAGUACCCCAUCGUCAUGAAGUCUGA
Colletotrichum paranaense is the source of this 885-nucleotide messenger RNA. Its product is annotated as aquaporin related protein. Bases 1 to 885 code for a protein of 294 amino acids. The record is from RefSeq and is a predicted model, not a curated record. Gene Ontology annotation, biological process: transmembrane transport; water transport. Gene Ontology annotation, cellular component: plasma membrane. NCBI's taxonomy places the organism in Eukaryota, Fungi, Ascomycota, Sordariomycetes, Glomerellales, Glomerellaceae. The transcript has 3 exons. Gene Ontology annotation, molecular function: water channel activity.